Molecule: messenger RNA, 3928 nt
Organism: Seriola dumerili (greater amberjack)
Lineage: Eukaryota; Metazoa; Chordata; Actinopteri; Carangiformes; Carangidae
Gene: dnajc11b
Product: dnaJ homolog subfamily C member 11-like
Exons: 16
Coding region: 5-1687 (560 amino acids)
Biological process (GO): cristae formation
Source: RefSeq, a predicted model, not a curated record
GAACAUGGCGGCGUCCGUAGAUGAUGAUUUUGAGUUAAAUAACCAGGACUAUUACUCUCUACUCAACGUUAGGAAAGAGGCUACAUUGGAGGAGCUAAAGGCGUCGUAUCGAAGGCUAUGUAUGCUCUACCAUCCUGACAAACAUCGAGACCCAGAGCUGAAAAGACAAGCUGAGCAGCUUUUCAACCAGGUGCACCAGGCGUAUGAGGUGCUGAGUGAUGCUCACUCCAGAGCCAUAUAUGACAUCUUUGGGAAGAAAGGGCUGGAGGUGGAAGGCUGGGAGGUGGUGGAGAGGAAGAGAACUCCAGCAGAAAUUCGAGAGGAGUAUGAAAGGCUGCAGAGAGAAAGAGAGGAGAGGAGACUGCAGCAAAGAACUAACCCCAAGGGCACCAUCAGUGUUGGUGUGGAUGCAACAGACCUGUUUGAUCACUAUGAUGAGGACUUUGAAGAGAUGCCAGGAGGAGGCUUUCCUCAUAUUGAAAUCAACAAGAUGCACAUUUCCCAGUCCAUAGAGGCUCCUUUGACGAACUCUGACACAGCAGUGCUGUCUGGUUCACUCUCUACACACAAUGGGAAUGGAGGGGGCAACAUUAACAUGACUGUACGAAGGGUUACUUCAGCCAAAGGCUGGGGAGAGGUGGAGUUCGGUGCAGGAGACAUACUGGGACCGCUUAUUGGGUUAAAGGUGUUUCGCAAUGUCACUCCUCGGUGUUUCUUGACAGCCCAGUGCGGUUUGCAGUUCUCUCCUCGAGGUUUGCGACCCAGCUGCUCUCUGAUGACAGCACGCCACCUGGACCAGAACACCAUGGGUUACCUUCAGUGGCGCUGGGGGCCCAAUAGCGCCAUGACGACCAGCCUGGUCCGAGACACAAAGAGCAGCCACUUCACUCUAGCUCUGCAGCUGGGUGUGCCUCACUCCUACCUGAUGAUGAGCUACCAGUACAAGUUCCAGGAUGAAGACCAGACUAAAGUUAAAGGCUCUGUCAAGACAGGCUGGUUUGGCACUGUGGUGGAAUAUGGAGCAGAGAGGAAGAUCAGCCGACACAGUGUCCUGUCAGCCACUGUCAGCAUCGGCGUCCCACAGGGAGUCACACUCAAGAUCAAGUUGGCGCGUGCCAGUCAAACUUACCUGUUCCCAGUCCACCUGACAGAUCAGCUGCUGCCAAGUGCUGUCUUCUAUGCCACUGUGGGACCCCUGUUGGUCUACAUGGCCGUCCACAGACUGGUCAUCAUCCCAUACACGCAUGCACAGAAACAGCAAGAGUUGGAGCUGCAGAGGAAGAGCUCCGCCACAGACAUCGCCAAGAAGAAGCAGGAGGCAGAGUCUGCUGUUCUGCUGAUGCAGGAGUCUGUGAGGAGAAUCAUAGAAGCAGAAGAAUCCAAGAUGGGUCUGAUCAUCUUGAACGCCUGGUAUGGAAAGUUUGUGUCUGACACCAGCCAGAAGCAGGAGAAAGCAAAGGUCAUCGACGUCACUGUGCCUCUGCAGUGCCUUGUCAAAGACUCCAAACUCAUCCUCACAGAGGCCUCAAAGGCAGGGUUACCCGGCUUCUAUGACCCUUGUGUAGGAGAGGAGAAGAGUCUUAAAUUACUGUACCAGUUCAGAGGUGUGAUGCACCAAGUCAUCUCUGCAGACACUGAGGCUCUACGGAUACCUAAGCAAUCUCACAGAAUUGAGACUGAGUCCUAGGAGCUCACCACUGUUGGAGCACCAGAGGGCAGAUGUAGAUGAAACAGACUUUGUGUACACAGAAGAACCCAUGAAUGGAGAGGACACAUCAAAAAUAAGUCAGUUUCUUUCCUCCAGUCCUCUUCUGUCAUGGUAUUAGUGAACCUGUUUAUUGACUUCCUCCACUCCUCCCUUUCCUGUGGGCCAUCUCCCAGGUUCAGCAAAAUACAGGAGUCAGCUCAGAGUUUCUUUGAGUCUCUAGUCGGCUACACCUGACAGGGCUGCUCAAAUAUCUGCAGGACAUCAGACAAUGGCCCUGAACAUAGUUUUAUAUAUGCACUACACAGAGGGACUUGUAGUCACUGCGGAUGUGGUGACCAUUCCCUUCAGCGAUGAGCUAAACGUGCACAGAUUUAAAAAAAAAAAAAGUUUCUUGACAUUUGUUAUGUCAAGUGUAUACAAAUGAGCUGUGCUGUAAUUUUACCCCUUAUCAUUGUAGUCUUUAGUCUUUGUAUGUGUAUCACCCUGGUAGUUUUGAAUCUAAUAAUGUUAUAACAUACCAGAGAUUUCACUAACUCAUGCAAAUGUUUAGAACAACACUAUGCAGGAUCAUGUCUGUGUCCCUGAGGCUGCCCAGGACUGAGGAAUGGUUGUGUAACUCAUGUUUUGUUUACUUGUUGAAAACGUCUCAUCCUGAUUCAUCAUGCCUUUCAGUGGCAUGUCUGCUGCUCAUUGAGCUGUCAGUCAGCAGGUGCAAACUGGUGCUCAAAACUUAUAUCCGUGAGGGAUCGGAUUUGGAGGUAGGAGGAGGGAUAGCAAUGGGAGGGAAAGUGAUAGUGAUGCCCUCUGACGGUCAUGAUCCAACCAAAGAGACAGGGUUGAAUUCUCUACACAGAUUUUCUUUUUCAACAUCUCAGGCUAGACUGCAUUUUAAAGGCAGAAAUUCCACGUGGAUUCGGUUUGCGUCAGAGUUUAUUGAUUAUCUCAGUGCAGUUGCAGCCAGAACUGUAUUUUUUUCCAUGAUUUUUUUAAUACAGUGAAGGCUAUAGUUUGUAGAUCACUGGUGUAUAUCUGGCACAAAGCCAGUGAUAACAGUAACUAAAGGAAUGAAUUUGAUUUUUUUCUUAAAUGGAGUAAUUAAUGAAGAAUCCUUUUCUGGUUGGGAUGUGACCAGUAGAGGGCUUAGAUCAACACUGUCCCUCGUGUAGGUUGUGUUUGCUGCUGAAGCUGUCAUUAUGACAGACAAUAACUUGCUACUGGAACUGAGCCACACUAAAACCAUUUCAUUGAUUCUGGCCCAUUUACAUGGUUACAUGAAUUUGAUGUGAACACCUUUCCCGUGCCAUAUCUUUUAAUUUGAUAUUGUUCUCCGUCCAUUUUUUUUUUAUUUAAAAAUUCUGAAUUUAAUUCAUCUUUAAUGCAAUAUCACUUCUUAUACAAAGUAUUGUGUAAGAUGCUAAAACUACAAUUUUCAGUCAGCAUUUUUAUGCCUGUCACUUAGGUGAUAAUCUACAGUCUGUAACUCACCAUUGGUAGUUAUUUUCUGAUCAAUGUGGUAAGGCUGACAUGGGGAUGUCCUAUGGUGCACUUUCUGUUGAGAUAUAGGUGUUGUAGCACAUAAGUCCCAAAGUUUAAUCCUUGUGCUGAGUUAGUGAUUUAUUCCUCAUCUUGUCUGGGAACCCUGUGAUGAACUACAGAGAAUUCCUGAACACACUACUGUAGGAUACAUAUGGUAUUUUACUAAAUACAACAGUAAUGUUUUGCACAAAAUGUACAGUAUUUAAAGCUAAAUUUUCAGGCUAGUUGACAUGAAAGUGGUUCUGAAGCAUCAAUAGUAGAUCUACAAUUGGCUUUAUACUGAACACCAUAGGGUACAUCUAAGAAAUAGUGAAUGAUCCUUUUGACUUUAUAUGGUGUCAUCCCCUAAUUGAUUCUGAUUUUGGCAUCAGUGGUAAGUUAGAGGGACGUCUGUCGCUGCACGACUCUAGUGAGAUAAUGGUCUUGGCUUGGGGUCAUGAUUACAGCAGCCAUUUUGCACUGAUUCUGUUUGUAGUAUUUGUCUCCUCUCUUUAGUUUGAAGUGUGCUGUAAAGUAUUUUUGACAGGUCAGCUGGUCAUCUCUGCUCUAGUGCCACCGCGAGGCCAGCAGCAAGACUGCUCCCUGCUGUUACAUUCAACCCAUCAUCGAAACCGACCCACAUUAUGUAAAUGUACUGAAUGGUUGAGGAGCCUGUGUUCUCUGUCCUGUAAAGACUACAAUAAA